UCACACUUUCAGAUUGCAUUGGACUAGAAAGUGAAAAUUGGUGAAUGGUGUAACUUAACUAGGUUAGUAUAAUACGUGAUAUAGGUGUUACUUGCCGAUUUAGAAGGAUAUAAAGUGAUUAGAAAUACCCCAAGUAAAUUUAUAUGGACUGAAUAAAGUGGCUUUUGCUUAGAUUCAGUUUUUUCACUUAAAACAUUUUGCUAGUUAAUUUGUAUGUGCCAUCGAGAGGAAGCAAUACUUCUAGUAGCCAAUGAUUCAAUAACCACAGAAACCUAGGCAGAGAUGCAGUUGUGGCAAGUUAUGUGGCUGCUGACAGCCGUCUUGCUGGCAAGCGUUGAACUGACCAUCCAGUCCAAGCGGGACUAUUAUGAGAUACUUGGGAUCGACCGUGAUGCCAAGCCUAAAGAGAUCAAGAAGGCCUUUAGAACGAUGGCUGCAAAAUACCACCCAGAUAAAAAUAAAGACCCUGAUGCCGAAGAGAAGUUCAAGGAAAUCAAUGAAGCUCACGAAGUGCUGAUGAAUGCGGAUAAGCGGCGACAGUACGACAUGUAUGGUCACAGCGACGAGAUGAGAACCGGAGGUCCCACUCAUGGGUCAGGGUCCGGCUUCACUUUCCACUUUGACUCCCACGACGAUGUAUUACGCAGCUUCUUCGGACAGGACUUUGCUGGGGAGAGACCACCACCCUUUCACUUCUCUCAGGGUGGCGGAAGGCAUUCUCAUCAUCAGCAUCAGCACCAGAACUUCUUCAGCUUCAAUGACUUCUUUGAGGAUGACGAGCCGGGCUUUGGAGAAUUUUUUGGUGACAGAGAUCCACACCAGUUUGGCAGUGGGAGUUCAUUCUUUGGCACUCAUUUUGGUGGAGGUCGACCUCAACCCCAGCAACACCACGCACACUGGGGACACAGCCAUGGCCACGGCCACGCACAUGCGCGCGCACAAGGCACACGGUGUCGCACCGUCACGCAGAGGGUCGGCAACAUGGUCACCACGUAUACUCAGUGUUCCUAGACAGACCGAUAAUACUGUACUGUACAUACACUUUACCCUGUAAAUAUCUUUGUUGUAAAAAUGUAACUAUUUUUUUACACUUUGGGUACGUUAUGUAAACAACGAGUGUAAGCGCAACCUAAAUAAAAAUAUUGUUAUUUA
Homalodisca vitripennis (glassy-winged sharpshooter) is the source of this 1152-nucleotide messenger RNA. Its product is annotated as dnaJ homolog subfamily B member 9-like. Bases 283 to 1011 code for a protein of 242 amino acids. Lineage: Eukaryota; Metazoa; Arthropoda; Insecta; Hemiptera; Cicadellidae. Gene Ontology annotation, molecular function: protein-folding chaperone binding; misfolded protein binding. The transcript is spliced from 4 exons. Gene Ontology annotation, cellular component: endoplasmic reticulum. The record is from RefSeq and is a predicted model, not a curated record.